AUGAAAUACUUAUUCUUAGCCUUUUUGGCUACAUCCGUGCUAGGCCAAUUCACCGAAAAGCUCUUCCACAAUUUAAUCCAGUAUCAUAAAAACAGCAAUUUCAUAGUUUCGACUCUCAGCGUAGAGAUCGGCAUGAGCAUGAUCCUCGUGGGAGCGGAAGAAAACACUGCCAAAGAACUGAGGGCUGCUCUCCUCCUGCCACAGGAUAAAAACCAGGUGGCCAGCCAAUUCGAAGAUCUCUUAUCUUAUCUCGAUAAGCGUAAGAAGGUGGCAAUGCUACAUAUAGCUAAUCGAUUAUUCGUCAACGAAUCAUAUGAAAUUAACAAGGACUAUAAUGAACUAGUCAAGAAGUCAUUCAGGGCCGAGGCAGUGACGAUUAAUCUGGCUAAUCAAUCGAAGGCAGCCUGGACUAUCAACGACUGGGUUAUGGAUCAGACCCUCGAUAAUCUAAAAGGUGUUAUUGCCCCCGAAAACUUGGCACACGAUGAAACUGCGGUGCUGGUUAACGCCGCUUUCUUCAAGGGCUACUGGAAGACUAGGUUUAGAAGAGUCCACACCGAGCCAACGACAUUCUACGUAUCUAAUCAUCAUAAAGUUUCUGUCAAUAUGAUGUCUCAAGUGGGGAGAUUUAAAAUGAAUGAACUCCCUUAUGGCCAAAUCAUUGAGCUGCCAUUCGCCUACUCAAACCUUUCCAUGGUAAUCGUUCUGCCGAAGAACAAUAGUUAUCUAGGAAAAGCGGAGAGCGUAAUCGAAAGAUACUCCGAGGUACUUCCAAACGAAGUGCAUGUACGGGUGCAGCUUCCCGAUUUUAAAAUCGAAUUCCGCACAGAACUCAUUGGAAUUCUAAAGAAGAUGGGAAUAAAGGAACUCUUUACCGAUUCCUCCGACCUCAGCAGCCUUGUCAAGCCAAAAGGUACCAGAAUCAGUCGAGUCGUACACAAAGCCUAUAUAGAGAUUAACGAAGAAGGCGCCUCGGCUGGAGGAGCUUUUGCUGGAGCCAUUUCUGUUGCGGGGCUUAUCUGGUACUCUGUUGCAUCUUUUAGGGCCGACAGACCGUUUGUCUUUCUGAUUCGAGAUAAGAACACCGUGUUCUUCAGGGGACGUCUCAUGGAUCCGAUGUCUAUAGCGACAGUUUAA
Molecule: messenger RNA, 1137 nt
Organism: Drosophila eugracilis
Lineage: Eukaryota; Metazoa; Arthropoda; Insecta; Diptera; Drosophilidae
Product: serine protease inhibitor 42Dd
Molecular function (GO): serine-type endopeptidase inhibitor activity
Source: RefSeq, a predicted model, not a curated record